AUGAUCAAAAGCGUUCGAAUCCCGCAGAAAGACAUCUGGAUGCCUGACAUUAAAUUAUACAAUUAUGCUGAUACACGUCUAGAAGAGAAAAGAGAUGCAUUGGUGGUCCUUGACAGCGAUGCUCAAGAUAAAAAGAAAAGUUGCCUUUUACAAUUAUAUUUUGAUAUUGCCAUGUGUAUUACUGUCCUCUCUCACCAUGGUUCUGUUUUGGCUACCUCCGGAGUCACCAGCCAAAAUGCAGCUGGGAAUGAAUAUUUUUGUUGCCUUCUUCGUCUUGCUACUCUUACUAGCAGAGUCCACACCACCGGCAGCGUCUGCUAUUCCUCUCAUUGGCGCCUACUACUGUUUGAAUAUGGUCCUUAUUACCCUGUCCACGUUUUUUUGUCCGUAAUCGUGGUCAAUCUUUAUUUCCACGGUUCACACUCACGAGUGCCGCCCAUUAUAAAAAAGUUAAUGGUUGAUUUCUUUGGCCGUAUGCUCUGUAUGCAGACACAAUUGUUGACCAAAGAAGAACUGUUGGCUAUCAAGAACCAAAAACUACGAAACAGCAAAUCGUCAAAAGACCGCAAAAAGGCUCAGGACUUUAAGUACGACAAAGUCGGGACAUUUGAAAUGCAAGCAGACGAAAAUUGGCUUCGGAAUCGAAACUCGACUGUUCCAUCACCGAUAGCACCAGUUGUCAAUGGCACUACAUCGUUGACUGCAGAGACCAUGAAUACGGCUAGUGAAGUGGAACCGUCACCAAUCCAGGGCGGUCCCUGGCUAGCAAUAAAUUCAUUGGAAGGUGACGUCAAGGAAAUCAGACGCCACCUACAGGAAAUGACUGAUAAAGUGUCGCAGAAAGAGGCAGGGGAGUUAAUUGCGCGAGAGUGGAAACAUGUCGCUCUUGUUUUGGAUCGGAUCUUCUUUUUUCUCUAUCUCUUCUGUAUCAUUGCUUCGAUUAUGUUUAUAUUUCCGAAGGUUGCAUUUCAUUUGUAA
Molecule: messenger RNA, 978 nt
Organism: Acanthosepion pharaonis
Lineage: Eukaryota; Metazoa; Mollusca; Cephalopoda; Sepiida; Sepiidae
Source: the annotation of a GenBank genome assembly